CGCAGCGGUUCGGCUGCCGGGGACGGUCGGCGCAGUCGCGAGCUGCCGGCGGUGUGGGAGCCAUCAUGCCGCGGGAGUUCGAGCUGUGCCCCGGGCGCCGCGUUGGCGGCGACCAUCCUUGCUUCAUCAUCGCGGAGAUCGGGCAGAACCACCAGGGAGACCUAGACAUCGCCAAGCGCAUGAUCCGCAUGGCCAAGGACUGUGGGGCAGACUGCGCUAAGUUUCAGAAGAGCGAACUGGAAUACAAAUUCAACAAAAAAGCUUUAGAGAGGCCGUACACCUCCAAACACUCGUGGGGAAAGACCUACGGGGAGCACAAGCGCCACUUGGAGUUCAGCCACGACCAGUACAGAGAGCUGAAGAAGUACGCGGAGGAGGUUGGGAUUUUCUUCACGGCUUCUGGCAUGGAUGAGAUGGCUGUGGAAUUUCUUCAUGAACUGGAUGUUCCAUUUUUCAAAGUAGGAUCAGGAGAUACAAACAAUUUUCCGUAUUUGGAAAAGACUGCAAAGAAAGGACGCCCAAUGGUGAUUUCCAGCGGGAUGCAGUCGAUGAACACAAUGCAUCAGGUUUAUCAGAUUGUGAAGCCCAUCAAUCCAAACUUCUGCUUUCUGCAGUGCACCAGUGCCUACCCACUUCAGCCUGAGGAUGUCAAUCUCCGUGUUAUAUCGGCAUAUCAGUCAGCUUUUCCCGACAUCCCCAUUGGCUAUUCGGGGCAUGAAACUGGCAUUGCCAUUUCGGUGGCAGCUGUUGCUCUGGGUGCUAAAGUAGUGGAACGUCACGUGACUCUUGACAAAACAUGGAAAGGAAGUGACCACCAAGCAUCCCUGGAGCCAAAGGAGCUGGCAGAGUUAGUGAAAGCGAUCCGUACUGUGGAAAAAGCAAUGGGUUCUCCAAUCAAACAGCUCUUGCCUUGUGAAAUGGCUUGCAAUGAAAAGCUGGGGAAGUCUGUUGUGGCAAAAGUGACAAUUCCUGAAGGUGCCGUACUGACACUUGACAUGCUGACAGUGAAAGUGGGAGAGCCUAAGGGAUAUGCUCCAGAAGCCAUCUUUGAUCUGGUGGGCCAGGAGGUUAAAAAAACGAUUGAAGAAGAUGAAACCAUCACUGAGCAGGCAGUGGAAAAUCAUGUCAAGAAAGUGAAGUGCUAAACCGAAACCCUCCAUUUGAUAUUUUAUGAUGUAGGCCUGUCCUACUGCACAACAUGUUUAAGUAUCGCUGCAUGGUAGGUUAGAAACAAUCCAAGUAGACGAACAUUUUAGCAGGUCUAUUUAGCAGGAAGUUUUUGCAGCUAGGGGAUAUAAAUUAUGAAGAGCAAUGUUACUGGAAACUGCAUAGCACUGUGUCUAGAAGAUACCAUGUUCCUCCUCUUUCAUUCCACUCUAGAUUAAUUCAGAAUUUUUGCCAAAUCUGAGACCAAGGUCUACUGUUUUCUAGCUUUCCUCUUCUGGUCAGAAUACACUAAUCCUAAUAAUUUGUCUAUACUUGAAUUGUUCUAUUGCUGUACCUUUUUAUGUCUCUCUCUUCUGCUAUUUCCCUCAAUCCUGUGAAAAUAGGAUGCUACUUCAAGUUGAAUGCAGAGAAGAGAAAGAUUACAUAAACUAAGCCGAAAACUUUAUACAUGCAGUGUGAUAGAUUCUUCUUAAGAUAAAUCUUAAGAUUUAAAAAGAAGUCUCGAGGUAAAGAAGUGGGUUGCAGGAACCUGCCUGAGAAAUGGAAGUGGACAAACUCACAGAAGUGUGGCAGCGUAAGGAAGGGAGAUAACUGUCUAUUCCUGUAAUGCCACUCUUUCAAAAACUAGCUCCUUGGGAACUAGAUUCCAAUAUGCACAUACUUUCUCAAAGGCGGCAGUACCAGUAAAGCCAGUGAACUGGAUAUGUAGACAACUCCCAUAUAAGGAGCAAGAAAAGGAGCCUUUUUGUACUUCUAAGCUGAAAGGCAAGACAGCAAGCUAGACGGGGCAAAAUUCGCUCAAGAUGGAUCAGUGGAAGUAAAAUCAAUCUAUGCUUCCAGAAAUUGGCAAAAGUAUCUGUCAGCUUACUGAAUCCUGGCAUCCUAAUAAAUUCUGCAGUGCAGUUGUUUUUCUCUGUUUGUAUGUGGGGACGGAUUCUCAGGUAAGUCAAAUGCUAGUAAAGAUUUUACAGCCUCCUUUCUGGACAAAGACACUGUGUUGGGAUUCUUUUUUUGUUUGUUUUUCCCACACACUGCUCUUUGAAACAGCUGAAGCUAGAUGCUUGACUAGAUCACCUCAUUGACUGGAUCACAGCAUGGUUGCCAGCAGUCCUCUGUGCACUCCAUUCUUGCAGUACAGGUUCUUUUCAAGUAAGAAGUGCAGUCCCACUGCCCACUGUCAUGCUGCUCUUAGCUUUGUUUAGGCAGGACCAGAUGGCAGCAGGUAUAACACAUCUCUCAACUAGCUUGAUUAGCAGAGAAUCACAUUGGUGUAAUCAGUCUGCAUUUGUGAAAGAAUCAUUUACUAGUUAUGGUUAUUAUGGUUAUUGCUACCUCUUGGUCAUGACUUGGUAGAAUAUCUUGAAUUUGAUGGUGAUGUUUCUGUGCCUGUGAGUGGUUUACUUUCAAAAUGUGUAAUCUUCUGCAAUUCUGAAGAGUCUGUAGUUCUAUCUUUAAACUGGGAAGAAACUCUCUGAAUCAUGUGCUUCUGACAGUCUGUGAGCUCUGUUGCAGUUUGCUUGCCUUACAUUAAGAAACAACUCAAUUGUUGAAUUUUUUUUAAUGGCAAAUUUUAAAAAUAAAUCCAGCUUUCAAAACAA
This is a messenger RNA of Numida meleagris (helmeted guineafowl), 2765 nucleotides long. It is a transcript of the gene NANS, whose product is annotated as N-acetylneuraminate synthase. The transcript is spliced from 6 exons. Gene Ontology annotation, biological process: carbohydrate biosynthetic process. The record is from RefSeq and is a predicted model, not a curated record. Lineage: Eukaryota; Metazoa; Chordata; Aves; Galliformes; Numididae. Gene Ontology annotation, molecular function: N-acylneuraminate-9-phosphate synthase activity. The coding region runs from base 66 to 1145 and encodes 359 amino acids.